GGUGGAGGCACUCACCCGCGCCAGGCCACACCUAAUAGAUCCAGCACGGCGGGAAGAGAAACACACCUCCUCUCCUCACUCCUCGCUCCUUCUCGGAUGUCGGCAGCGGAAAGUCUCCCAUUCAUGCCGCCAAAGGCGACUAUGAAGACGCUUUUCACGCACUUUAUUUACAGACAGUGUUCGUCCUCUCCUGUCCGCCAUGAUGGACGAGCAAAGAUCAUCUGAUUGAUUGCUCAUGUCUGGCCGGAUGACCACUCUCAUCCUGGCUGGAGAUCGACUGACACACCCCCCGCGGUCGACUGGUAGCUCGCGAUCGACGUAAUGGGCACCCCUGCCCUAGGGGUACUUUAAGUCCCUGUCCUAAGUCGUGUGGGACGAGGGGCUUCUCUGCCCAAAAGAAAACAGCACAGACACACUCGGGGGCGUGAGGCCCUCCACAUGCCUACUUCAUGUCAGCAUGGCACUCACGGGGUGGAAACAUGGCAGAACCACCCGGUUGGACCAUGGCCGUGUCCCGCAGGCUGGACACCUCGGAGAAACGCCCCUCAGGACAUCGUUGGACGCCAGGCCCGGGUGCACGCCUGAACACGUGCGCCUCAAGUCGUCCGGGGUGAACUUCUCCAGAGUCAAAACAAUGCUCUUCCUGCUGGGCAUGACUCUGACCUUCCUGGUCACGGCCUCCAAAGUCCUGACGUGGGACAAGAAGGGACUGCUGAGCGCCGGCUAUCAACUCAAAAGUGACAACUUCUCCAGCGGCAGUGCCGCAGCAGCGACGGCGGCGCUCUCCUCAGAAAGGACUUCAGUGGACAUGAAGCAGCUAAUGAGGAUAAUCCACCCUAAAUUGGAAUACCCACCCAGGAGGGCUCCUGAGGAAAAGGACAUCAUGGAGACGGACCCUCAGUUGUUCUCUGUCAUCCCUCGCCACUUCCUGCCGGGGAUCAAAAGCCCCUGCUGGUACCAGGAGGUCUCAGGCGAGACUGGCGACGAUCCCUACAAGAGGAACCUCUUCGCCGUGCGCUCCAAGAGCUUCAUGGGCGUGAGCGAGCAGCUGAGGUCCAACUUCCGCCUGCGCCGCCGCGACGGCCGGCGGUUCCGCCUGCGAUGCCUGCCUUACUUCUACAUCAUCGGCCAACCCAAAUGCGGCACCACAGACUUGUUCUACAGGAUGCUGCUGCAUCCCCAAGGCCGCUUCAACUUCAUGAAGGAGCCACACUGGUGGACCAGGAAACGCUUCGGUUACAUCCGCUUCAAAUACGGCUCCCAGAGAAGAUUCCCCGUGGAAGACUACCUGGAUCUCUUUGACCUGUCAGCCCACAACAUUCACGCACCCAGUAGUGGAACCCCCCCCACGGACCGCCCCUUGCAGCUCCUCACAGGUGAGGCCAGUGCAUCCACCAUGUGGGACAACCAAGUGUGGAGGUAUCUCCAUGGCGACGGGGAGGAGACAGAGCCCCCAUUCCUGGUCCAGGACUUCAUCCACACGGCCCAGCCGGGGGCCAAAGUCAUCGUAAUGCUCCGAGACCCUGUAGAGAGGUUGUACUCGGACUACUUGUACUUCAACGCGGCCAACAAGUCAGCAGAGGACUUCCAUCAGAAGGUGGUCAGAUCUGUCAAGCUCUUUCAGUCCUGUCUUCUGGGGAGGUCUCUCCGGUUCUGUGUGUACAGCACCAGCCUGGCCAACUCCCUUCAGGUGAGGCUCAACCUGGGCCUCUACAUCGUCUUCUUGCUGGACUGGUUGAGCGUCUUCCCCAGGGAGCAGAUCCUGGUUCUCCGCCUGGAGGACUACGCUACAAACCUCGAAGGCACGCUGGACCAAGUCUUCUCUUUUCUGGAAGCAGGUCCUUUACCCAAAGAAAAACGCUAUGGACGGCUAGAAGACUGA
This is a messenger RNA of Nerophis ophidion (straightnose pipefish), 1882 nucleotides long. RefSeq names its product carbohydrate sulfotransferase 15-like. The transcript is spliced from 11 exons. Bases 458 to 1882 code for a protein of 474 amino acids. Gene Ontology annotation, molecular function: N-acetylgalactosamine 4-sulfate 6-O-sulfotransferase activity. Gene Ontology annotation, biological process: hexose biosynthetic process. Lineage: Eukaryota; Metazoa; Chordata; Actinopteri; Syngnathiformes; Syngnathidae. The record is from RefSeq and is a predicted model, not a curated record.